AUGGCGAGACAAGCUCCUGUCUCAAACAUAACAAGGCCAGCUAGCACCGGAGCUUCUUCCUCACAGCCCCUGAUCACUCCAGACCCCAAAACAUCAACGCGCGUAUCAUCAACAUGGACAACCAUCGGAACAUCUAGCUCGGCUCCCACAACACAGACAAUCUCUGAUGGAGAGGUGGUUGUUGCAGUCAUCGGCGCAACCUACGUAGCUGGCGCCGGCGGCGGAUCUCUUGUGGUUGCCGGUGUCACCCACGCUCUAGCUCCGGGAGCCGUUGUGUCAAUUAUCGGCACCGGAGCUAACGGGGAUACUCCCGAGAUUGAAAACAUCUCGAAUCCGGCCCCAUCACAGAAUCCUCAGACCUCGGGUCCAGCUGAAUCCAAACCCCCUUCAUCUGCCCCGUCAAUUCCCAGCUCGACGUCGGCGGCACCCACUUCGACAUUUGUCACAUCUUCAUCCACACCGUCAUCUACGGCUAUAACAACUCCCUACAUCAUUCUCACUUCGCAAAACUCCACAAAGGAAGAGAUCCAAGACCUCAACAGCACGCUCUCAAGAGAUGCUACUCCCAGAUCAUUAGAGGAGGUCAUCAGUGACCGCACCGGCUUAGUCGCAAUGUUCAAGGCGAAUAUCACCACUGAGCAAGCUGACGCUAUGUCAAAGCGUCCUGGUGUUGCCGGAGUUACUCCCGACGAGAGGUUGGAAGAAGAGCAACCUCCGUCGUCUUCUGCCCCGCCCUCAUCCGCUUCGCGCCAACCAACGGCCACUGGGCCACCCGGUGCGCCACAGACAAGUGUUCCUAACCCGUCUGAUAUUGCGCUUCAAUCGGAUGCAGUGGAUGAACUCAAAGCAAUCUCGCAGCCAUCUGGAGCAAGCAUUGCGGACUUGCCUGGGUUCGGAUAUGCUUCAGAAGCUGGGAAAGGAGUCACGAUCUAUGUCAUUGACACUGGCGCCAAUGCCGAGAACUCGGAAUGGACGGGCAUGACAGGAACGAAGGGCUUCAUGUAUGCCCCCGGCGCGACGAAAGACGAGACCGACUUUUUGAACCACGGCUCGUGUGUGGCUUCGAAGGCAGCCGGGCCUGCAUACGGUACUGCAAAGGGGGCUGACUUGAUUGCGGUCAAACUCCCAGGCACUCUUUCGCUUUCCGCAAUCUUCACUGCUUUGAUUGAGAUCAGCAACGAUGUUUUCCAGAAGAAGCUUGAAGGCAAAGCUGUCAUAAACAUGUCGCUAGGGUCUCGCAUUCCCGACAAGCUAUCGUCCACCACUACAGCAUACAAGCUACUCCUUGUCGCUCUUAUGGCAGAAGACAUCGUCAUUGUUACGGCUUCUGGAAACGAUGCUCAAUACGGCGUCGAUGAUGUAACGGAGUACCCUGCCCUCUUUGGACCUACCACGGACAUCAUCGUCGUGGGCGCGACUGAGAAUGACGGCUACCGCGCAUUCUUCUCGCAAGGCACUGGUGAUCAACUGACUGUUUCCGCCCCCGGCUUUGUCGAUUGCGCCUCUGGCAGAUCUGCCGGAUCACAGGAGCUUUACGGGACCUCCUUCGCCGCACCUGCAGUCGCUGGUGUGAUUGCGGUCUGGCUGUCUCAAGAUGAGCACAAGGCCCGUCUUCAGGUUCCAGGCUCAGUCGCCACAAACGUCAAGGAGAUGGUCAAAUCAUUGGCAUAUUCGAGAGUCGAAGGAGAGCCCGCCGUCAUCUGGAACGGUAUUGACCCUCGCGGGCUGGCCUGCUCUGCUCCUGGUUCUUCUGCGGGUCGACGUCGCCAAGCAGCGCCUUCAGGCGGCGCUGGUGCUUGCCAAGCAACGUCUGUUGCCUCUGCAGCUCCCACCAGUACUUCUGCUCCAGAAGCGCCAACUUCGACCUCUGGUCCUGCUCUAACGUCGGCUGCCCCCUCGUCAUCGGCAUCUGCACAGCCAUCACCGCCGCCAAAGCCGGCGUGGAGUGAUGCUCCCCAAGGUUUUACGAAGGUUUUGGAGCGGGAUGGAGUCGCCAGUGCCGACUAUGAUGCCACUUCUGAUAGUGCAAGCGAAGGAGUGACGAGCGGCAUAGAGCAGUGGUGUCUCUCCAAGUGCACUGAUCAAUGCGCCUCUGUCUUCCUUUACAGAGUUCUUCAACUCACCCGUGGUGCCUACAACCCAUAUUACAUCUGCAACAGAUACGAUAAGGUGUGGUCUGAUAAUUUUAUCCAAACCGGAAUAAGUUCAAGUGAUGCGGGAGUAGCAUUCAACAAAGUAUAG
Messenger RNA from Colletotrichum godetiae, 2241 nucleotides. RefSeq names its product peptidase S8/S53 domain-containing protein. The record is from RefSeq and is a predicted model, not a curated record. The transcript is spliced from 9 exons. Lineage: Eukaryota; Fungi; Ascomycota; Sordariomycetes; Glomerellales; Glomerellaceae. Bases 1 to 2241 code for a protein of 746 amino acids. Gene Ontology annotation, molecular function: serine-type endopeptidase activity. Gene Ontology annotation, biological process: proteolysis.